Messenger RNA from Daphnia magna, 870 nucleotides. It is a transcript of the gene amrt, whose product is annotated as TM2 domain-containing protein CG11103. Bases 148 to 759 code for a protein of 203 amino acids. NCBI's taxonomy places the organism in Eukaryota, Metazoa, Arthropoda, Branchiopoda, Diplostraca, Daphniidae. The transcript is spliced from 4 exons. The record is from RefSeq and is a predicted model, not a curated record.
GGCGCGACUUUCUAUUCACGACUUUUUAAGCCUUUUCAUGAGGAAAAAUUGCUUUGAUCGAUAUCCCGAAAUCGAUAAACUAUCGCACAGAUGAUGAUCGACAAAACGCUUACACGUGAAUUUUGUGAUGAUGCAUUUUAGUUUAGCAUGAUUUUGUUGUUUCGGACACCCGUUAAUAUGGCUCAUUAUAGUCGAGCCGUGUCUACGUUUGUCCUAGUUCUACAUUUUUGUCCCGUUAUUAUUGGGGUUUCGACAGCUGAAGAAAUCCUGGAACUCACUGGAAGGCAUAAUGGUAGUUUAGUGUAUACCCCACAUGGACCACUAGUCCACUGCAAUUUGCUGUCUUUAGAAUUUAUGGAUUGUGAUGAACCUGUAGACUUGAAAGGGAACAAGACAGCCAAAGAAGAGCUGGGAUUUGGAUGUUUGAAAAUGGGAGGCCAAAGAUAUGAAGAUGUUGAGAAAACGAAGGUGGAAUGUUUCAUUCUUCCUGGGAUUGAAUGCUAUGGUGAUCGCAAAUUUCUAAAGGAUGGAUUUCCCUGCAUCAAGUACACAGGCCACUAUUUCACCACAACUUUGAUCUACAGCAUUCUACUGGGAUUUCUGGGCAUUGACCGAUUCUGUUUGGGCCAGACAGGCACUGCAGUUGGAAAGCUCCUAACUCUAGGUGGAGUUGGCAUUUGGUGGAUUGUAGAUAUUGUACUGCUGGUCAGUGGUGGAUUGACUCCGGAAGACGGUUCAAAUUGGGUUCCGUAUAUGUAAAUUGUUUAAACCCUUCAUUUUUAUUUUUACUUGUACCAACAAAAAGUUCGUGAUACGACAUGUACAAAUUAUCAAAAUACUUUCAUUACAAAAAAGAAAACUGGAAAGAAA